Molecule: messenger RNA, 5437 nt
Organism: Conger conger (European conger)
Lineage: Eukaryota; Metazoa; Chordata; Actinopteri; Anguilliformes; Congridae
Product: macrophage mannose receptor 1-like
Exons: 31
Coding region: 93-4475 (1460 amino acids)
Molecular function (GO): signaling receptor activity
Source: RefSeq, a predicted model, not a curated record
GCACCUAGACACACAGACACUUCACCCAUCUCUUCUGGGGAACAACUUCAUCUCAUUUCACUCUGGCUGGGGAAAAUUAUGCCACAUUUACAAUGACACACAUUUCACUGGCUGUACUUUUGUGUCUCAUCCACACCUUUCGCUGCACUGUUCAGACAGACAGCAGCUCCUUCCUGAUCUACAAUGAGGACCACAACAAGUGUGCCAACGUUGUGAGCGCCACGGCUGUGGAGGUGGCCACCUGCGACCCCACGGCUGACUCGCAGAAGUUCCGCUGGGUGUCAAAGAGCCACGUCAUCAGCAUCUCGCUCAAGCUGUGCCUCGGUGUCACCACCAUUAAGGACUGGGUGAAGGUGCUGCCCUUCCCCUGUGACAUGAAGAGCGAGCACCAGGAGUGGGAGUGCAAGAACGAGACACUCUUUGGCAUCAAGGGCAACACCCUGUACUUAAACUACGGCAACCGGCAGGAGACGAACAUCAUGCUGUACAAGGGCUCCGGGUCCUGGAGUCGAUGGAGAAUGUAUGGUACCAAGGGCGACCUCUGCUCACAGGGAUACGAAGAGGUGUUUACAAUUGGAGGCAAUGGAAUGGGAACGCCCUGCAUGUUCCCAUUCAAGUUCCAGGAGAAAUGGUAUGCAGAAUGCACCAAGGAAGGCAGAUCUGAUGGACUUCUGUGGUGCGGAACAGACACAGACUACGACAAAGACAAAAAGUGGGGCUUCUGUCCAACAAAAUCAACGGGCGGCUGGGACACUGACCCGGUGUCUCAAGUCCUUUACCAGAGAAACACCCAAUCUCUCCUCACCUGGCACCAAGCCAGAAAGAGCUGCCAGCAGCAAGAAGCAGACCUGUUGAGCAUCAUGGAGCUCCACGAACAGACAUACAUGUCAGGGUUAACAAAUUCUUUGGGAUCACCACUGUGGGUUGGACUGAACAGCCUGGACUUUGAUAGUGGAUGGCAGUGGAGUAACGGUAAUCCUUUCCGAUACCUCAACUGGGCCCCAGGGCAUCCAUCUACUGAACCUGGGCUGAACUGUGCAGUACUGAACCCUGGGAAAUCCUCAAAGUGGGAAAGCAGUACUUGCUCAAAAAAGCUGGGAUACAUCUGCCGCAAAGGAAACUCCACCAGCAGUAAUCCUGUUAUUUUGGGGAAUGACCAGCCCAACUACUGCCCUAGCAACUGGGUGCCGUAUGCAGGCCACUGUUACUUCCUUCAGCGCACAAAAAAGAUUUGGAGUGAUGCUCUUUCUGCAUGCCAUAAGGAAGGGGGUGACUUGGCCAGCAUCCACAACAUUGAAGAGCAGAGUUUUGUUAUUUCACAGCUGGGAUACUUGCCAACUGACGAGCUGUGGAUUGGACUGAAUGACCAGAGGAAUCAGAUGCUGUUUGAGUGGAGCGACCGGUCCCACGUCACCUUCACAAAAUGGCAGCCAGGAGAGCCCACUCACGCCACCAACAUGCAGGAGGACUGUGUCCUCAUACGGGGAAAGGAGGGGAAGUGGGCCGAUAGCAUGUGUGAAAAAGAACAUGGCUACGUCUGUAAAAAGAAAGCCUCCAUUAGGCCAGCUGGUGCCCCUGAGGAAGUGAGCCCAGGGUGCAAAGCGGGCUGGGUCAGAUAUGAAUCAUACUGCUACUUCAUCGGCGCUGAAACAAAAACUUUUGAUGAGGCUGUACAGACAUGCCAGGGCUCUGAGUCAUACUUAGUCGAUGUGUCAAGCAGAUAUGAGAAUGCCUUCCUCGUCAGCUUAGUUGGGCUCAGGCCAGAGAAGUACUUCUGGAUUGGGCUUUCUAACACAGCGGACCGUGACACCUUUGUAUGGACCAACACGAAGACCGUCAGGUUCACUCACUUCAACGUGGGCAUGCCAGACAGAAGACAGGGCUGCGUUGCCAUGACAACUGGGACAUUUGCCGGAUUAUGGGAUGUGGUCAGCUGCACCAGCCAACAGAAGUACCUCUGCAAAUAUAUGGCAGAGGGGGUGACAUCCACGAAAGCCCCAAUGACCACGCCAUCCCUCAGCUGCCCCCCAGACUGGCGGCCCCUCUCAAGCAGGAAUAUGUGUUUUAAGAUUUACAAAAAAGCACUGAAGAACAGAAAGACAUGGUUUGAAGCUCGGGACUUCUGUAGAGCUAUUGGAGGAGACCUGCUCAGUAUUCACAGUGAGGGUGACCUGACCGGUGGGUACAUGUCCUCUAUUGAAAAUGCAUGGUUCGGUCUGAAUUCUCUGGAUCCCAAUGCUGGCUUUGUGUUUAGUGAUGGAACCUCUGUCUCUUAUGAAAACUGGGGCUAUGGUGAACCAAACAACUACAAUGAAGCUGAGCUCUGUGGCGAAGUGCUCUUUUACUAUAGGAGACCAUGGAAUGACCGCCACUGUGAAUCCUACAACAACUGGAUAUGCCAAAUCCGCAGAGGAGUAGCACUCAAGCCUGCUCCAACUGGCAUUGUGCUAGAGUACAAUAAGACAUCAGAUGGCUGGAUUGAAUAUAACGAUACACAGUAUUAUAUUAAUUCUCAGAGGCUUGCUAUGGAUGAUGCCAGAGCAUACUGUCAGAAGUACCUUGGUGAUCUUGUGGUCAUAAGUGGUGAAAGUGAGAGGAUGUUUCUAUGGAAACAGAUAUCCAGAGGUUAUGAGGAUCAGUACUACAUUGGCAUGGCAGUUGGUCUUGAUAAAUCAUUUCAGUGGAUGGAUGGCUCUCCUGUGUCAUACGUAGCUUGGGAACAGAAUGAACCAAACUUUGCCAACAAUGAUGAAAACUGUGUGACGAUGUACAAGAGUAUGGGGUACUGGAAUGACGUUAACUGUGGUGUGGCCCUACCAUCCAUUUGUAAAAGAGGCACUGAUGUUCCUGUUAAUACUACUGCAACACCUACCAUAAUGCCUACGGGAGGAUGUCCCCCAGACUGGAUAACAUUCCAAGGAAAGUGCUACAAGAUCAUCGGGACCACUUCUGGGGAAAAAAAACCCUGGCAAGAAGCUAGGACCUACUGCAUAAGCCUGGGAGGAAAUUUAGUUUCUAUCGUCAAUGAAAAAGAGCAACAUUUCCUGACAACCAGAUUGUUUGGCCUGAAUAUGGACAUGUGGACUGGCCUGAAUGACGUGAACAGUGAAAUGCGCUUCCUGUGGACAGAUGGGAAAGGGGUUUACUUUACCAACUGGGCCAAAGGUCACCCAGUAACUGUGCCCGAAGGCCGCUACAGGUUCAUGGAUGAGGGACUCUACUGGAGUGACCAGCAUGAAGGAUACUAUAUAGACAGCGAGUUUGAUUGUGUGGUAAUGGUGGGAAACUCAGCUGAACAAGCAGGACUCUGGAAGGUUGAAGACUGCCUUGCUUCCAGAGGGUUCAUCUGCAAGAGGAACAUCGAUCCACAGAUUAGUCCUCCGGUAACAACAAUUUCACCCAAGACUUACUACAAGAUUGGCAACAACUCCUACAAGGUGAUGACUCAGAAAAUGAACUGGGACGAAGCCAGGCGGCAGUGCAAGGCAGACGAUGCGGAACUCGCCAGUGUACUCGACGGAGUAACUCAGUCCUUUCUGGCACUGACAAUCCUUAAGCAUAAGGAGCCCAUGUGGAUAGGACUCAACAGCAAUGUGACUAAUGGUUACUUCCACUGGACGGACAACUGGCGGAUGCGUUAUACGAAAUGGGCACCAGGGGAGCCGAUGAACAACCUGGCCUGUGUGUAUAUGGAUGUGGAUGGGAAAUGGAAGACUGGCUCUUGCAGCAGCUCAUAUUACUCUUUAUGCAAGCGCUCUCCAGAUAUUGCACCCACAGAUCCUCCACAACUCCCAGGAAACUGCCCUGAGCCCAAGAAACGAAAGACAUGGGUGCCUUUCAGGGGACACUGCUACACCUUCAUCCACUCCUCAGUGGAGAACUGGGCCCACGCCUCCAUAGAAUGUGUGCGAAUGGGAGCUGCAUUGCUCAGCAUUGAAGAUCCAGUGGAGGCAAAAUUCAUAAAGGACAACCUAGAGCUACUGCAAGAUUCCUCUCAUAACUUUUGGAUUGGCCUGUACAAGAACCUCAAAGGGGAUUGGUUAUGGAUUGACAACAAAGUGGUUGACUACACAAACUGGGACACAGAUGAACCAUCUUCCCAUACAUCUUACCAAGAGGGGUGUGUGGAAAUCUACUCAGACAACACCAGAUGGAACAAUGUGAAUUGCCAGAGGUACAAGUCCUACAUCUGUAAAGCAGAAAAGGUUAUACCACCUACUGGAAAACAUAAUAGAGCUCUAGCUAUUGAGCCACCCCACAGCUAUGCUGGUGUUGUUGUGGCCAUGUUCAUCGUGAUACUGACAGUAGCAGGACUCGCAGCAUUUUUCUACCACAAGAGGAGGCAGCAGCAGCAUGUGCAGGGAGAGUGCACAUUUGACAACAGCCUGUACUUCAACACUGAAACCCGCGUUACCACCGUCGACACCAAGGGCCUGGUGGACCACAUCGAGCAGAACGAACAGCCUGCCAUCUGAUCAUGUCAGGACAAUCUCAUCACCACAGCAACCAGAAAAAAACAACAACUUUCCAUUGAAAAAAAUGUCCAAAUGAACUUUACAUUGCUGUGAGAUUCUUCAGUGAGAUUUUGUCAGGGUGUGGUGAAAAACAACAAUAUCGCAAUAUUUUUUCAAUUUUGUUCUCUACUACCCAAUGCAAAGCUUCAUGGUGAAUAUUUAUACAUUUAAAAUACUUUUUAGUUGUUCAUAAUUACGCAUAAUUGACAAAAUGUUGUGUGAUCUGGAGGUCCCAUUCCCAUCAUACUUGGAAAGUUGUUUUGGGAGUUGCAGAAAGGAAACAAUGUAAUUAAGACAACAUGGUUAUGCACCACAAAUUGCAACUGCUAUACUGUAUGUGUUCAAUGGGAAUUUGCUUCUAGUUAAUAUACACAGGCACAUACACAUGCACACACAUCUGUAUCCACAAACACACGCACAAAAGGGAAAUUAAAUCUUGCUUUUUGCAGUGAGGCAUAAAAUCUGUAGACAUACCUUUGAUCUAAACCGAUAUUACAAAAUAAUUGUUGAAAAUGAACUUCACACUGCUUAUAUAAUCAAAUGUAAGCACUGUUGAGAAUGUAUGUAGUCCUGCUGCUCACUGUAUAACAAGUUUUGUUUUAGUAAUACUCUGCUUUAAUACCAUCAAACCUAUUUUUCAGUACGUUCAAGAAAAUCUUAGGUUUCAACUGCAACUAUAGAAAAAAAUGGGUGAAAAUUGCCUAUUUUAUUAUUCUUUUUUAUUUUGUAUUUGUACAGAUUGAUAUUUUCCUACACGUAAAUGUUGAUAACCUAUUCACCUUUGUGCUUCACUAGCUUGAAACAUUUUCUAAAGAUUUUCUACUCUGUAUGCCAACUGAUCACUAUACAUUUGAGGAGACUUGUAUUUCAUUGAUUGACAGCUGUUUGAUUGUAAAUAAAUGUUUAAAAACAAGAACUGAAAA